Messenger RNA from Poecilia latipinna (sailfin molly), 497 nucleotides. RefSeq names its product chemokine (C-C motif) ligand 20a, duplicate 4 (gene ccl20a.4). Lineage: Eukaryota; Metazoa; Chordata; Actinopteri; Cyprinodontiformes; Poeciliidae. Gene Ontology annotation, molecular function: chemokine activity. The transcript has 4 exons. Gene Ontology annotation, biological process: immune response. Bases 78 to 383 code for a protein of 101 amino acids. The record is from RefSeq and is a predicted model, not a curated record. Gene Ontology annotation, cellular component: extracellular region.
AGCCAGAGGCAGACGUUAUCUCGCAAUCCCAUCUGACAAUCCACAUCAGCUCUCUGAUUUACCUCUGACUGAGAAGGAUGGCAAAGCUGGCCGUGUGCGUCUCUGCUGUGCUGCUGCUGCUGGUGGCGCUCAGUGAAACCUCCUACCGUGGACCUUGCUGCACAAAAACUUAUGACAAGCCAAUUGCGUUAAAAAAUCUGAGGAGUUUCACAGUUCAAAAUGACACAGAGAUCUGCAACAUCAAGGCAAUAAUUUUCCUCACUGUGAAAGACAAACUUGUCUGCGCCAAUCCUGAGAAGCCUUGGGUUAUCAGGGCUAUGAAGCAUCUGGAAAAGGAACAACAAACUGGAUCAGUGGAGGGUCUUCUGAGAAGAUCAGCUUAAAGAUAUCAAUCUAAUUAAUCAGAGUAUUAUAUAUUUGUGAUUUGUGAUGAGUAUAUAUUUGUUUUCACUUUUGUACUCAUUUAUAUUCAAUAAAGUUUAUAUUUUGCUAAAUGU